Alligator sinensis (Chinese alligator) is the source of this 3823-nucleotide messenger RNA. RefSeq names its product KIAA1211 ortholog (gene CRACD). The transcript has 7 exons. Lineage: Eukaryota; Metazoa; Chordata; Crocodylia; Alligatoridae. Gene Ontology annotation, biological process: negative regulation of barbed-end actin filament capping; maintenance of gastrointestinal epithelium. The coding region runs from base 1 to 3810 and encodes 1269 amino acids. The record is from RefSeq and is a predicted model, not a curated record.
AUGGGGGAGACAGAUUCUAGUUUAGAAGAGGAUGUAUUGCUCAGAAGCCCCAUGGAGAUUGAAUCUCAGCAGCACCCAGUGCUCUCAGGCAGUGAUGCUAAAUCAAUUGACACUCCAGAUUCAUUGAGCCGAGUGAGUUUGCCUGGAACAGGACAGGACAUGGAGGAGAAGGUCACCCCGGUCAAGUCGUCUCGGCCAAAAAGACACCUUUCUUCUUCUGGCACCAUUGAAUCGAUCAACUUGGAUGCGGUCCCCCAGGCAGUCGCUCGUCUAGAUAACAGUGCUGCUAAGCACAAACUCUCCGUGAAGCCAAAAAAACAGAGGAUGUCAAGAAAACACAGGAGAUUAACAAAGGAGUCACAAAGCAUAGCAGUAACAGAGUACGAGCAAGAAAGUCCAGAAACCCAGCAGUAUGUGGAAAGAAAUCCAGAUCACAAUGGACACAUUAUAGCAAACAAGUCAACCCAGGAGACAGUGGAGCAAAAGCAGCCUAAUUUAGCAGAUGGGAAAAGAAAGCAUGAAGAUCAUUUGAGGAUUCUUGAGGCUGAUAAGAAAAAACAAGUAGUAGAAACAGAGGAAACAAAACAUCUAGAAGAGAGGCACCAAAAAAUUGAGGAGAUGCAAAGAGAAGAGCAAAGAAGGCGUAAGGAAGACAGAAAGCAACAUCUCCUUGAAGAGGAGAAACAUCUGAAAAUGGAAGAGCAGAGGCGCUGGGAAGAGGAGAAAAAACUUGAGGAAGAACGGAGGCAACAAGAACUAGAGCAGCAAAAGAGACUGGAAGAACAGAAGAGGCUUGAGGAAGAAUGGAGGCAACAAGAACUGGAGGAGCAGAAGAGACUGGAAGAGCAGAAAAGAUUUGAGGAGGAACAGAGGCAACAGGAACUGGAAGAGCAAAAGAGACUGGAAGAACAGAGAAAACUUGAGGAAGAACGGAGGCAACAAGAACUGGAGGAGCAAAAGAGACUGGAAGAACAGAAGAGACUUGAGGAAGAACGGAGGCAGCAGGAACUGGAGGAGCAGAAGAGACGAGAACAAAGGCGUGAGAUUGAAAAGCAACAUCAGGAAGAAGAAAAGAAGAAGCAGGAGGAACAAAAACUACAAGAAUUGAUGGAGUGGAAAAGACACGAAGAGCAGAGACGACACGAUCUAGACGAGAAAUCGUAUCUAGAAGUUGAAGAGAAACUGAAACAGGAGGAAGAAGCUUCAAGGCUGGAGCAGCAUAAAAGACUGGAAGAACAAAAGCAACUUCAGGAGAAGGAAAAGAAGACACAGGCAGAACAAAGCCAUCAAGUGCUGGAAAAGCAUAAGGGACAAAAACAACAAAAAAAGCAUGAGUCUGCAGAGCAAAUGCACUUCAGGAACGAUGAGAGAAUACAACAUGGGGAAUUUAAAAAGAGGCAAGAGGAACAAAUUCAAGAAAAACUAAAAGAGAAUAGAAAAACACACAUAGAAGGACAACUGCUUCUGGAAAAGCAAAAAGGACUGCAUAAAUCCUCAAGACAGGAGAACGAUGACUUGCAUUCUGGGGAUGCUAGUAGGGAGCCUGUGGAGAAACAGCUUCAAGACUCGAGACAAAAAACAAAACAGCUAGAGCUGAAGAAACCAGUGGAGGAAACUUUUGCAGAGAAACAAAAGAGAGAAGCUGAAGCUAAGGAGCAGGAGAGAAUAGGAGAAGAAAUAAGAUGGCAGGAAGUAGAUGAAAGGCAAACUAUGUCUAGACCAUUCACAUUUCAAGUGUCAUCAGGUGAGAAACAGAUCCUAUUUCACAAAGUGAAUCUGAGCCCAGUCACUCCUGUCAGAGAGGCAACACUUCCUUCUGCCAUCAAAGAGUCCAGGGCCCACAAAACUAACAAAGGCUCUCAUGCACUCCCAUCCUCGGUGUGUGUCCCCCACACAGCUAUCUUGGUGACUGGAGCACAGCUUUGUGGCACUGCAGUAAACCUGAAUCAGAUCAAAGAUACAGCUUGUAAAUCUUUACUUGGCUUGACAGAAGAAAGAAAAACUAUGACUAUUCCCCCACUAGAAAAUAUACAGAAAACUACAUCUAGCAGUAAAUUGAAGCAUACACAAGAGACACUGAACAAUCAGGCCAUAUUGGCUGAACUGGCUUCUAUUAGGUCUCGAAUCUUAAAGACUGCAGAAAACAAGGUAAAUGAGAGAGACCGAGUAAGUGCCUGUCGGCACAGUGAUGAUUGGACAGCCAGAGGAGGAGGUGGUUCCCACAGUAACUUAAGGAAAACCCUAUCUGCAAAUGCAAAAUUUUCUAUAACACCAGCAUGGCAGAAAUUUUCAGACACUUCAAAAGCCAGUGCAGAGGCAGAGAAUAUAAGUGGCACACAAGGUGCUGAACUAGAGAAUGUGGGGAAAACAGUAGGUUUAUCCAGAGAGUCAAAUGAAAAUGUGGCUCUUAAUGAUGCAGUCCCUGCUUGGACAGAUAAUGCACCAGAAGUAGUUCGGGAGAAAACUGAAGCGGCAGACAACACUGAAGGUUGUAAGUUUGCCAAAGAUCUUCCAUCUUUCCUUGUUCCAAGCAUCCCUCAUUCUCCAGGCAGAGAAGCAUCACAGUCAGAGUCUUCAGCUGCUUUGGAAAGUCAGCAGAAUAAUGCUACAAGAAAAUCGGAUAAAGCAGGACCAAACGCUGAAGAAAAUGUUUCUCCGUUUGGUAUAAAGUUAAGGAGAACAAAUUAUUCUCUGCGUUUCCACUAUGAUCAACAGAUGGAGCAAAGGAAAAAGAAAAGAUACAGUGCAGGAGAUAGCUUUGAUGGUGUCCCUGUCCCCCUAGUUACAGCCGAAACUGAAAAAGAAAGCACUACUACUGCUCUAAAUAAGAGCCCGUCCUCUAGCUUGGACAGGGGGGACGCUGCUGCUAAUAUUUUAAAAGACUCUUCAAACAGUGUUAUGGAGAACUCGCCCACAGCAGGUGUUCCACUGUCUACACCAGCCAGCAGCCAGAUUUCUCUGUCUGGUCCUGAGAAACCUGUGUGUAAAUCACCAGCCCUACAAAAACCUGCUUUAGCCCCAAAGCCCACCAACCAGACCCCACCAUCCUCUCCUCUCUCUAAGAUGAACAGAUCAAACUUACCUGACACCUUUGGGCAGAGAGUAGCUAAGCCUGAAUUGGACCUCAGCUGGAAAAAGGAUGACAGUAAAGUGAACAAGGUGCUCCCACCAGCUCCAAUUGAAAACAAAAAUGAUGAAGAAGAAACCAGAGAAAAGAAAUCAUUUUUCCCAUCUAUCAGUAUUCCAUGGAGAGAGAAAGCUGACAAAAAGCCUGAACCAUUAAAAAAAGAAAAGCCAGUUCUCCAGAGCAGGCACUCCUUAGAUGGCUCCAAACUGAUGGAAAAGGUUGAAACUGCACAGCCGCUUUGGAUUACAUUGGCACUACAGAAGCAAAAGGGAUUUCGUGAGCAGCAAGCUACCAGAGAGGAGAGGAGACAAGCGAGAGAGGCAAAGCAGGCUGAGAAGCUUGCUAAAGAAAAUGCUGGUAUCAGCAAUCCGUCAGAUGAUAAAAGCAGCAAUAGCAUCAGAACAAGUGCAUUGCAGAAAUCCACACCUCAGGAAGGGGAGAAGAAAAUUGAGACUGCUGUGUCACGGCUAGAACGCAGAGAGCAGCUGAAAAAGUCCAACACCCUUCCUACUUCUGUGACAGUGGAGAUUUCAGAUUCUGUUCCAUCCACCCCACUUGCAAAAGAGGUUACCAAGAGAUUUUCUACCCCCGACGCUAACCCUGUCUCAACAGAACCAGCCUGGCUGGCCCUAGCCAAGAGGAAAGCAAAAGCUUGGAGUGACUGUCCACAGAUCAUUAAGUAAACUAUAGUCUUUC